Paramecium octaurelia is the source of this 1281-nucleotide messenger RNA. The record is from the annotation of a GenBank genome assembly. Lineage: Eukaryota; Ciliophora; Oligohymenophorea; Peniculida; Parameciidae.
AUGUAAAACAAGAAAUUAAAAUGGAAAUCAGAUUUUGAAAAGUCUGUUAUAAUUGAAAACUUUGUGAAUAGAGGAUGGAUCAAAUCCCAAGAGAAGGAAGAGGAGUCAACCGAUUGGAAUGUCUAUUGGGCAACUGUGUGGAAUGUUCGUAACAUCUUUAAUCCCAAGAAUGGGUUCAGACUCAAUGAUCAAGUAUUCUCAAUUAAAUAUGACAGCAAAUCAUCAAUCACUUUCCAAAUCAUUACGAACUGACACGCAAAGAUUGUAUGGUCAAGAACCUCAAACGAUUUAAAAGAGAAUAAGACAAGGAAGUAUUGGAAACAUUCAAUUUUGACUUUUUGCCAACCACUUACAUUUUCCCUGGAGAAUAUUCCCUGUUUGUAGAAGAAUUCCAUCGAAAUCCAAAUCAGACUUGGAUUGUUAAACCAGCAGCUAGAAGUCAAGGCAAAGGGAUAUUUUUGUUAAGGAAAAUAUAACAAUUGAAAAAAAUAUCAGGAACAACAGUUACCAGCAAUAUGACUCAAUUAAAUCUGGCAUCAAAGGAGAAUUAUGUAGUCUCUAGAUACAUUGAUAACCCCUUGUUGAUUGGAGGAAAGAAAUUCGAUUUGAGAAUGUAUGUGCUAGUUACAAAUUACAAACCACUAAAAGUUUGGAUCUAUAAUAAAGGAUUCGGUAGAUUCUGCAAUGAACAAUACACUACGGAUGUUGCUGAAAUUGAAAACAUGUUUGUGCAUCUUACCAAUGUGGCCAUUCAAUAAUACAGUGACAAGUAUUCCCAGAAACAUGGAGGGAAAUACUCAAUUGAUGCACUCAAACUAUAUGUGGAAUCUGCCUAUGGGACUGAUGCAUUAUAGAGAAUGAUGGAUGAUAUUCAUAACAUCAUGUUAACCUCAUUGAAAGUAAUAUUAAUAAUAUUAUUAUUAUAGUCUGUAUAAGCUGUGAUAUAGAAUGACAAGCAUUGCUUUGAAAUGUAUGGUUAUGAUAUUCUACUUGAUUCAAAUCUUAAGCCAUGGCUCAUUGAAAUCAAUGCCAGUCCAUCCUUGACUACUACGACUCCUGUUGAUAAAAAUCUAAAAAUGAAUCUCAUCAAUGAUGUCUACAAUAUAGUACUACCAAAUGACGAUUUCCCUGACAAUGAAUAGAAAUGUAAUCAUAUAUUUUAUGUAUAUUAUAGAACAACAACCUACCAAGGUGGGAGGAUUCACCCUUUUGUAUGAUGAGAGUCUAGAUCCCAAUAACAGGAAGACUUAAAAAAGGUAGAGUGUUAAAAUAUGGAAAUGA